AUGCUCAAGGAAUGGGUGGAGGAAGUGUAUCGACGACGAACACAGAUCAGUGGCUACGACCACGAACAGCGUGUGAACCUUGCGGGCAUCAAGGAGAUGCUGAAGGGCCAGGAAGCCGAGAGCGACAAGAAGAAGAAGAAGAAGUGCGCUGUACAGUAA
Acanthamoeba castellanii str. Neff is the source of this 159-nucleotide messenger RNA. RefSeq lists its product as uncharacterized. The transcript is spliced from 2 exons. Lineage: Eukaryota; Discosea; Longamoebia; Acanthamoebidae. The coding region runs from base 1 to 159 and encodes 52 amino acids. The record is from RefSeq and is a predicted model, not a curated record.